Molecule: messenger RNA, 2781 nt
Organism: Cyphomyrmex costatus
Lineage: Eukaryota; Metazoa; Arthropoda; Insecta; Hymenoptera; Formicidae
Gene: PGAP1
Product: GPI inositol-deacylase
Exons: 11
Coding region: 1-2781 (926 amino acids)
Biological process (GO): endoplasmic reticulum to Golgi vesicle-mediated transport; GPI anchor metabolic process
Cellular component (GO): endoplasmic reticulum
Molecular function (GO): phosphatidylinositol deacylase activity
Source: RefSeq, a predicted model, not a curated record
AUGAAGGUCGAGGAAACAGACGAGAUUAACAGUGCAUCCUGGUUCGAAAGAGGACAGAUACUCAAAAUGUUGUCAUUCAAAUGGAUAAUUCUCUACGGCUCGGUGUUACCAUUUUUAACUAUGACUACUGUAUUGUACGUUCUCGGAAUUGCGAGAUAUGUUACCGACUUUGAGGAGAAUACAUGUGAAAUGACGUAUAUGUUCGAGUAUCCACAGUACGUGAGAAUAUCUUUGAAAAACAAUACAGAAAAAGAAUAUCCAAGGUUUGGAUUAUAUGCCUAUGGAGAAGGCACUGUAACAGAAAAAUUAAGAAAAAUGCAAUUUUCUGGCAUUCCAGUUCUUUUUAUACCAGGCAAUGCUGGAUCCCAUGAGCAAGUACGAUCUAUUGCUUCAGUAAGUUUAAGAAAAAGCCGUUCAACUUCCUUCCACUUUGACUUUUUUACUGUUUCAUUUAAUAAGGAUUAUUCUGCAUUCUACGGAGGUGUUCUUCUGGAACAAACUAUAUAUGUUUCACAUUGUAUAAAGACAAUAUUAGAGUUGUAUAAAGGCAAAAUGAAAAACGUUGUAUUGAUUGGCCAUUCUAUGGGUGGUAUUAUAGCAAAAGGAGCACUGGUACUAGCACCAGAUAUGAAUGUGUCAUUUGCUAAUAUGAUAAUAAAUUUGGCUACUCCUCAUACUCCCUUCUUAGUGUUUGAUAAUGUCUUUGCCAAGUAUUAUUAUACUUUGGAAAGGCAUUUGCAUAAAAUUAAGGAUGCAGGAGUAAAGGUAGUAUCAAUUGGAGGUGGGCCACGAGAUAUACUUGUAUCUUCUUCACAAACUUAUGAUCACAUAGCAGAUAUAAAUGUUCUUUCCACGAGUGUACCAGCUGUUUGGAAAUCCAUGGAUCAUUUAAGUAUUCUAUGGUGUAAACAACUAGUAUUUGUAAUUGUGCGGUCACUAUUUGAUUCUGUGGAUUAUUCGGAAAAACCACCAAAAAUUACAUCAAAUCCUAAUUUAAUGAUGAAGUCUUUGUCUUAUCACUUUUUACAACACACUUCUGGCAAAAAAUUGUAUCAUUAUCCAGACAAAGUUCAAUUUGAAACUGAUGCCGAAUGGGUCAGCAUACCUCAACAGUAUGUCUGGAAUAAUAUCGGAGUUAAAAGAUCAGGUGUUAUAUAUCUUGCGGUGGAACUAUUUCAUAAGUCUGAUUUUUUAACUAUUGAUACAAUAAAUUUACAAAACAAGGAUUGGCUAUUUGUGUGCUCAGCAUUAAAAAAACGAGAACAAAAAAGAAUUUGUGAAUGGGGUUGGAGUUUGACAAAUGAAACAAGACUUUUACCUGAUCCUUUAUAUAGACUGAGAAGAACUGUUGAUUUAAAUCUAAAAAAGAUAAAAUAUCCACAUAUUACGCAUGCCAUUGUGAAAUUAACUCCCGAUGAUUUAAAGAAACAACUUACAGUCAAUUUCGAUUCCUAUUUUUACAAUAAUCGAAUGGAGUCUACAAGAAAUAGAUUUUUACAUCCUAAAUAUAUCUUGGGCUUUCGUGGACCUUAUUCAAUUGAAACUGUCAAGGGAAGUGUAAGAUAUCAUAUAACACUUCCUUUCAUCACAAACGCAGUCACAAUGGAGAUCAAAUCGCCAAAUUGUGAUGAGUAUCAUGCUAUUGUCGAGUUAGUGGAAUCAUCGAAUAUAGGGUCGACUCAAUUGAAAAUCUUCACGAAUAUAGACAAUGGUCCGGAAACAAUGAAAAUGCAAACGCUCUAUGGACGUACCAAUGCCACAGCAAGUUUAAAAAUGACAUUAGAACCGGAAUGUAUUUAUAUGAUUAAUAUUCAACCUGGAGGAAUCAUUGAUAAAAUUUCGUGUAGAAUACGGGAUCGGUGGCCAUUGCUUUACACGGCCGUUAUCAGUUUACUCCUUCUUUUCCUUUCUAUAAGGAUAUAUUACAAAUCAGAGAUGCUACUAAUGAUAAUCAUUACAAUAAUAUUAUCCUUUAUUUUCAACGUUGCUUACGAAACUUGCAUUGCUUUAUGUAUUAUUGGUGGAUCUGCCAUCGGUGUAUGUUGCUCUGUUAUAUUUCUUGGUUCUAUUGCACAUGGAAUAGCUAUCAGGUUCUUAUCACGUGCAGUAGCUUUCUCAACAACAUGGUCAGACUGGUUGUUAAAUGGACUAAACCAGCUGCCAUAUAUUUCAACUAUUUUCUUACUAUCUCUAAUUUCAACAACGUGUGCAGGUCUUAGCAUGCUCAUUUCGGUAUUUCUUUAUUUUUUGAAAUUAAUAAAGAUGUACGAAGAUUAUUUAGAGGACAUAUUAGCGGCUCCAUUCCAACAAUUCACUUGGUUUAAACAUUUGAGAAAUAGGAGUGAAGAAGAAGAAGAAGAAGAUGAUGAUGAGUCAAAUACUAGUCAAAGAAAUAUCAGUCAAGAGAUAUAUGAUCAUGUUCUUCUGUUUUUGUUGUAUGUUUUUGCUGCAAUCCCAGCAAUUCCAUCUGUCCUAGUUUGGGCAAAAAAUUACAGCUAUGGUGUGAGACUCUACACAGAAGAUCCUGUCCAUAUAAUGAGUUGGAUACUAUUGACUGGGUGCAGUACAUUAGGUAUGAUACAGAUUUUUCCUAAUUACAAAGGAUAUCGCUCGUUUAUAUUAAGCAAUUUAUUAUGUUUUGCGAGUUGGAUUAUUCUUUCCACGACUGCAGCUCCGCGCCCAUCCUUUUAUCAAUGGUAUAUGCCACCUAUUGUUGCCACAGUAAUAGUGCUCAUCACACUACAUUCCACGAUUCCUCCAAGAGUUUUCCAAUUUAAUUAA